This is a messenger RNA of Rubroshorea leprosula, 1263 nucleotides long. The record is from the annotation of a GenBank genome assembly. NCBI's taxonomy places the organism in Eukaryota, Viridiplantae, Streptophyta, Magnoliopsida, Malvales, Dipterocarpaceae.
CGCGGCCACAACCUUAAAAAUCCGUUGUACUUUGUCGUCCACAAGCUCACCGGCACCAGAUCUUCGAUUGCCGCUGCUCAAUCAUCGACCAUUGUAGAGCCAGAGGAGGAGGUGGACACGAUUCACAGUUCGAUUAGCACUUUCUAAAUCAGGGCUUCCCCUGAUUGGAGCCCAGGAGAAUCGCAACCACCAGGCAAAAAUAUAGAAAGAGACAACAGACCUCGCCUGAGGGGAGAAGGAAACCAGUUGAUUGCUGUCUCCAAAGCUUACAGAGUUGGGUAACCACUUUCUAGGCAGUCACAUAUCCAAGCUUCACUACUACAGAAGAAGCUACAAAGGCCAGAAUCACUUGUUCAUCCCAAAUAUUGUAGAGGGGGAGGUGGUACAGAGAUGAAGCUAAUUGGGCUUGAACCCACUUUUUGCUGUCAACAACAUAGUCAAGGGUGGGAUUCUUGACUAAUCUUUUUGCCCCAAAUGUGAAGCUGAAAAUAUAGAAGAGACUUCCGUGCUGUUGUUCAAUAUGCUAACAGUGAUAAUCUUUUUACUUUGUAGCAUGUUAUUAUUAUGCUUAAAGUGAUUGCCUUAGUAAUCUUAUAGUUUAAAUUAGCUUGUUGUACUUUAUUGUUUACGUUUGUUUAUGAAUGGUAUUGCCUAUUAUUAUUUGUGAGUAUAGCUUCUAAGGUGAUGCUAUAGUAACCAAUUGGUCGCUAAAACAGAGUCACAGAUGAACCCAAAAGAAACAUUCAACAGUAGGAAACAGAUGGAGAGAAAAUAAAGUCUGCACCCAGAAACGGAUAAGUAAGGGGACAACGUCUCUUGGUCGAAUCAAGAAGGACAUCCUCCUGUCCAAGCAGCUCAUUAGCUUGAAUACCGGCACGCCUACUAACCAGAGAUCGGCGAGGUAAAAUGAAGCUAGAUAUAACCAAAGGAAUUGCUGAAAAGUCUUUGCUAAUUUCCAUGACAUCCAACCUUUUAGUUGCCACCACAAGCCAAAGAUGGUACAUCCCUCAAACCACCUUGAGACAUCUCCAUCACACAGGCAAAAGCAACAAACAAGGACACAAACAUAAACUAGAAAUAGGAUAUGAAAUAGAGGAAUUUUUAGCUCUCAAAGGCCACAAGGGAGAUCCUAGCCCUUGUGCCUGAUUUACCUAUAUGCAUCAUGGUGCCAUUGUUGGCUGUUUGGGGACUGCCACUGAACCCCUCAUCAUCAUGAUUGAUCUUCUGCCCAAAGACAACACUCCAGGAAGGCAUAUUGGAACU